This is a messenger RNA of Cuscuta campestris, 1130 nucleotides long. NCBI's taxonomy places the organism in Eukaryota, Viridiplantae, Streptophyta, Magnoliopsida, Solanales, Convolvulaceae. The record is from the annotation of a GenBank genome assembly.
GUGUAGUAUGUUUUAUUUGCUACACGCAGGUAAACAGAAAGAACAAUGUGAUCCUGGUGGCAGAUGAGGCGAGAUUGUCGGGAUGGAUGUGACAAGUUUUGAAAUGAAUUAUGAUAUGUCAAUUUUUAAUUCGCUUCCGCAAUAUUGUUGAAUACUCCGUACUGUAUAUGUUAUGAAAAAUAUUAUUGUGAUAAAUAAAAGUGUUUGAAAAGUUUUAAAUUUUUACGAUUUCAAAGUUAAUACUUUUGUCCAAAAGGGGCUGCAGACCUAGACGGAUUAGGGGAGGUUUGUUCCCUUGGUUGUAUGAAGGAAGGGCAUAUUCCUUCAGGUUGAAGUCUUGGAGUUCGGUAUCUCCGAGCAAGUUUAUUGAGGCUCGUGGGACUCGAGUUCUCAGGUUGUAACUGUUUGUUAAGCACCCGUAAGCUUAAUGGAAGUACUGUUUCUUAAUCCUUCUCUUGACAAGAGUCCCGGCCUCGCUCUCAAAGCCUCAUCCUCAAAAAGGGUAGAGGUAAGUGACUCCGAUAGCGAUGACGAUAAGCCUUCUUAUAACUUUCUCGAGAAGUUCCAAGAGUUUUUGAAGGAAGAACUUAUGUCCCGAGAUUGUAAAAGAAAGGAGGAACCCGUUCCAAUGUGCUUUGGUUGUGGAGAACUUGGCCACAUAAAUCCAUAUUGCCCAAACCGCAAGGAAAAGAAGAAGAAGGAACGAGCAUACAUGGCAUGGGAUUCAGAAAGUUCCAGUGACGAAACCGCCGCCUUAUGUCUUAUGGCUCAUGAACAAAAUGGAGAGAGAAGUAAUCCGGAAAACUCAACACAGCACCUAUCCAGCUCAGGAUUGGAUGGAACAGAGGCUGUAGGAACAAUUGCUGCUCACUUUUCAAAUGAAAACCAAACAGAGGAGAGACGCAACAACAUAAGGCGCAUCAAAGAACUAUGUGGAAACAUGCAAGGCAUCAGGGAGAUUGCCGGAUCUUCAAAGCGCAAGAAGCAAUGAAGGGUUUUCGGCCAUUAUAUUUCUAGUGAGAGAAAAUUUCUUUUAUGUUCUAUUAAUAUCAUUUUGUGUAUAGAAAAUAUCUAUAAUAUUUUCUAAAUAUUAUUAGAAAUAUUUUCUAUAAGAAAUAUACAAGAUUAUU